AUGGAAGCUGCAUUUCCAGCUAUAAUGGACUCCACAGAUCGCUCGAACCGUGGGGAGCUCAGCGCGCCGCAGAUGGUCAUCCAACAAUAUGCGCGAUACCCUCCGACCUUGGAAUCGACGUUACAGAGUGCUUCAUCUUUGGGGAGUGCUCGUAGCCAGGUAGCUACCAGCAAAUCGCCUCCCCUGCAGCGAAGAGAAACCCCCAGAAGUCUACAGUCUUCCCCAAGAGGCAGGCGUACUGGUUUACCUCACUCGGGGACAUCCAUGUCUCCGCCUGUUUUUGAGCCCCAUCAGCAUCAGCCGAUGAAAGACUCAGCCGAUCACGCAGAAUCUCGGGUCCUUCCAUCACGGGAUAUCACGGAAGAGACAAUUGAUGAUGCCUAUGUGGCAUUUAUUCUAUACUGCAAUCCUAAUGUUCCCUCCUCUGUCGACACUUCAGAGCUAAGAAAAACCUUCCGCUGUCUCCCGCGGAGCGAUGGGAAAAGCUUCAACAUAUUUACCUUAUAUGGACUGGUUCGAAGGCGGCUUCUAAAUGAAGAGUUGAAAACAUGGAUUCAACUUGCCAUCGAACUGGGUGUUGAGCCACCGUGCUUUGAAAAGAGACAAAGCGCCCAAAAAGUUCAACAGUAUACUGUCCGACUCAAACGUUGGAUGCGUGCUAUGCAUAUUGAUGCUUUCUUCGAGUACUGCAUAGGCUUACCCCAUGUCUACUAUACUCAGCUGCCAGCAUCUGGUCCUUUUGUGAGCGAAAGUCGCGACGGUGUGUCAUUGGAAGAAGAUUUAGCACUCAGGGCACUUGUGCCACAAUGGAAGCCCAAACGUGGGAGGAAAAGGGUGGAAGAUAGGCUCAACGAGGAUGACAAAAGCAUCAAGCGGCCACAGUUAGAUACAUCUGUGGGCGCCCUACAUCAAGGUGCCUUUCAGCCUCAUUCUGUGACAUUUCCACAAAGUGCCAUUCCUUUCAGUGCAUUCCCUGAUGACAUGGAUUCAAAUGACCCUUGGAUGGCCGCAUCAUCCGCUUUUCCAAGCGGUGCUGGGUCGGAACAGCAAGGUCAAGAUCUACGCUGCAGACUUCCUGACCGCGAUGCGUCUCCAGCAAAUUAUCCCCAGUCUGCUAUCAUCCCACGCAGUCACCUACCAUCGGAUGUCCACAUCUCUGCUGAACCACGAUCGGCUGUCACUCCAUCAACCGGCGUGAAGAGCGGGUCUAGGAGAAUACAUGGCCCUGCGGUCUCAUCGGCUUGGCCGAACAGCAAUGGCUCGUCUGCCACCAAGGGUCGAGGAAGGCCUCCAAAUAAGGGGUCGUCAUCGGGCUCUUUUUCCACAUUUCAAAUCAAUCAUGGUCGACAAUUCUCGCAGGCGCCAAAUUCCGACACACAGGCUCCUUCCAUUGCUAUUGACACAGUGUCAUCUCAGUCCUUCCAGACCCCUUCAUACAAUCAAACCCCCACAUCUGUCAGUCAAGGGAGGCCCAAUAAGCUUCAAUUGCAGGUUCCCCAGCACUCAGGAGCCCCGGUGCGACUUGCCACCCCGCCGAUGCUUGUAGUCAACGGUGUCAACGGCGCUGUUGUUCCCGGAUCAGGGGAGCCAUAUCCCCAUACCGCCACAGAUCCACCGAACAACCACAUUGCCAAUCAAACGUCUUCUUCCACUGGGAAUACUAAUACCAACACUGUUGCAAUUCCCUCCAUCGACGAAAUUGUCCGUGUACUUUCUUCAGAGCUACUUCGCGCAAGGCUGAUUGGUCGUACGGUUGCCCUCAGUCCCAAGGAGGCUAGUUCCAUGGCUUCGGAAAUGGUGAUCAACCUUUCUUCAAUAUAUUCCCAGUUUCAACUUGGUACUUCCUCCCUACUUCUCGCCUUCCAUCUUGGCAUCGGUCAUCAUUUCGGACUCACAGGCAGCAGUCCGGGGUCACUUGUCAUCAAGGUUGAACGUGCCACUUCAAAUAACGAUAGUGCCAGGGAUGUCCCUGGUUCUAAUGGAUCAGUGGGUGGAGCUCAGUAUACCAUCUCCCACGAGUACAAGACGUCAGGCCCGUUUUCAAUGCACAUCACUCUUGCACACGUCAACUCUGAUAUGGGAGGUCAGAACUCUUCUGAAUACGCGAGUGAGGCUGUGGUUCCAAGCAACGGAAAUAUCAACGAUGGCAAAACGGUAGACCUGAAUUCGGACGAAGAUGAUCCAGGAUAUCCUCUUUCUGAGGCAACAUGGAAGCAGCGUUAUACAAAACUCCGGGCUCAGAUGCACAAAAGGGACCAAGCUCUUUCACAGUACAAACGGAGGAUUGUGGAAUCCGUCAUGGCAGACAUAUGA
Messenger RNA from Penicillium bovifimosum, 2313 nucleotides. It is a transcript of the gene abp2, whose product is annotated as putative ARS binding protein Abp2. The record is from RefSeq and is a predicted model, not a curated record. Gene Ontology annotation, molecular function: DNA replication origin binding. NCBI's taxonomy places the organism in Eukaryota, Fungi, Ascomycota, Eurotiomycetes, Eurotiales, Aspergillaceae. The transcript is spliced from 2 exons. The coding region runs from base 1 to 2313 and encodes 770 amino acids.